Scophthalmus maximus (turbot) is the source of this 2866-nucleotide messenger RNA. RefSeq names its product cholecystokinin. The record is from RefSeq and is a predicted model, not a curated record. Gene Ontology annotation, cellular component: axon; extracellular region. The transcript has 3 exons. Gene Ontology annotation, biological process: digestion. Lineage: Eukaryota; Metazoa; Chordata; Actinopteri; Pleuronectiformes; Scophthalmidae. The coding region runs from base 2279 to 2743 and encodes 154 amino acids. Gene Ontology annotation, molecular function: neuropeptide hormone activity.
UAACCGGAGAACAUGCAAACUCCACACAGAAAGGCCCUGGUUGGUUUUCUGGGAUUCGAACCCAGAACCUCAUGUCAGUUGUAUUUAUAGCAAAUUCCUCCCCUUUGACACAAAACUCAGCUCAAAAUGCAAAAAAAAGGGGGUCCCUGGAUAUCAUGGAUAAUGCAAUGAAUCGACUAAAGUGUGCAAAGAAAAAGUCAAACUUCACGACACAUUUGAAAGGCACGACUGGAGAAAACCCAGAUGUGUUUUCUAGCCACUGUCAAGCCCUUAAAAAAAUACUUAUCUUACGUGUGGCCAGAGUAAAACAUCCUGAAGUGAUUGACACAGGAAUCUUUGAUAAACAAAACGCCCCAGGAACACACCCAAUCAGGGAAAUUGACAGAUGAACACUUGGCACGCAACUAUUUUUGUGGCAGUGGCUCCUAAUUCCCUCCACGUCAGCUUUAUUUUGAAAAAGAACUCCACAGCAGAGUUGCUGUAGUGUAACAUGCAUGAAUCACAAGAGACGUUUGAGUCUUUUUCUGUUUUACAGUUAUUCUUUCACAACUGCUAUCACACUUUGCUCAACACUGAAUUCACUCCCAACACAGUCAGCACAACGGCAUUACACGUGUUUCUAGCCAACAAACUUUCUGUGAGUCAGACUGGAAUGGGUUACUUUCUGGUACAAACACAUGUGGAAAGAAAAAGAAAAAGAGAUAAUCUCCCCGUUGAAAUAUUGGUGCCGUAGAAUAGAAUAUGAAUUUUCCUCCUCAACGUUUUCUCCAUACCUCCACCAAACACAGGUGGAGGUCAAACGUUGUUGUUUUUUUUUAAACCACCAGCCACGUGAUCAGGCUGCAGGUGUUGUGGAUGGGAAGGGAGCUGAGUUUGUUUGUGUUAAAAGAAAAAGAGAAAAAAAGAUGCAUUGAUAGGUCAGUAGAAUUGAUUAACUUGGUGUAUAAACACUGUAAUAAUCAAUUUGAUACAAGCCUUUUUAUCCUCUAGUUAUUUAUAAUUUUUCUGCAGUAAACCAAGUAGCAUUUUCAUUUUUGAAAUGUUUGUUUUCGAAUGCUUUAUUGUGGGUUGAUUUUCCAAGCUGGGAUGAAUAGAUGAUGAAGAAGAAAAAAAUAAUGGUUUUACUGAGAAAAUGAGUUCAUUCGCUCUGGUAUUCAGUUAACUCAUUAUCCUACCAGCUUUACGAGUCCUGCGGCUUAUCACUGAAGCAUUGAGAGUGAACAUCUGAAAAAGAAAACAAAGAGCAGGGAUGAGCGUCUGCCACAGCGUCUCCUGAUGUGCGUGUGUGUGUGUGUGUGUGUGUGUGUGUGUGUGUGCGUGAGCCAGACCUGUCUGUAGUGCCUGGCGUCUGAGACGUGUAUGAGAUUUCACCGAUGGGUGUGUCUGCCUCGUCGGUCUGGUGGGAGCAAAUCUCUAAGAACUGUGACUGUAGUUGUUUUCAUUCACCACAGGAUUAUGAGACUUACAAAAUGAUCGGAUUCAUGCAAAGGCCACCGCAGCUCAAGUUCAACCGCAUCCACACAGGUGCACGGUUUGGUCCGCUCACGUGUACAGCGUCUGCUCUCCAUUGUGCCGGUGUCACGCCUUCCUUCUCCAGUAACUCAAAUCCAGCACCGCAGAGUGACUCCAGCAGACAGAUGAUGCUUCAGCUGAUCGAGUGGAAAAUACUGGAUUGGAAGGGCGUGUGUUUGUGGGUUUUUUUCCUGCUUUACAGAAGUCACACAUCACAGAUUGUCUUUGGACGCACGCAAUGGCCGGGCCACUUGCAGCAAGUCUAUACAGAGUGCAAACAGCUGGAGUGUUAACACUGCUCUGUUGCGUUUUGCCAAAGUCUGUGAAUUGUGCACAACGCCUCUUUCUCAAAUGACAAAUGUCCUGAUUUUUAUUUCCUCAAACUCCCGUCUGCAGCCUAAGGGGGAUGGCUAACUGAAAUAUUAGUUCCACCAAACGCCAGUCAUCCACUGGCUAAAAAGCCAGUGGCAUGGAAAAACACCAGGUUUUCAGCCUCACACAGUGAAGAACAAGCGUGUUCGUAGUUACACCAGAUACUUAGUAUUGGUCAAAAAAGGCUCUAAAGGAGUAUUGGAUUUCCAGCGUCAACACAUUGACCUGUUUUAUUGUUAUUGCAGGGCAAAAAAGGGCCUUUCCAGGUGAGUGACGAGCACAGUAAAGGGUUCAUGGACGUAGUGGUCCAUCGUUUCCUUUACGCACAUCCUCCCAGUGCAUCCUUCCCCCAAUCGAUCAGUGGACACCGUUAUGGAGCUCAGAUGUCAAGGCCAUGUCUUGGUAUAAAAGGGUGGACCGGCUCAGAAUGACCAGAUUUGAACCAGAAACACCACAACAUCCCUUCUCCUGUUGCACAUCUCAUCUUCUCUACACAGAUAUGUCAGUGAAAGUCAUUGUGGUGUUUGCACUGCUGGUCGCACCGCUGGUGUGCGGUGCGGCCUCCUCAUCCGAGUCCCCUGCAGCUGGGGAGGCCAAGGAGGCACGCAACGCACAGCACGACGCACUUCAGCAGCUCCUGGCCAAGAGGGAGAGAGCGAGCGACGCGGCUCACAGACGGGAGACGGCGCCUCGGACCCGCUCGGCUCAGACGGUGCGACGGGCACACCUCUCGGAGGACGAGCGAGAGAUUAUGACCAAGCAAAUAAUGCAAGCAAUUUCAGAGAUGAUGAACUCUGAGUGCAUGCCAGAUCGGGACUACCAGGGCUGGGUGGACUUUGGACGCCGGGACGCCGACUGAGACGCAACGGUGACAACCUCAGAGCUCACUCUGCUUUUUGUUCAGAUUAUAUAUAUAUAUAUAUAUAUAUAUAUAUGAAAUGUUUUGCUGUCCCUGCACCUUUGCAAAUAAACUAUUUGGCAG